GCCAUGGCUGAUGCUUCCAGAAGAGCUUCAACUUGGCUGCAGAGGGCCAGGAACAGCGUUGAGAAUUUACAGGAAUGGGAAGAUUUCACAAAGGGGCUUUUUGAUGCCAUCCAGCAGCAGUUGAGAGCGAGCCACGUUAACUCCUUCCUGGACCUCUCUGAGGCAGAAAAGGUCUUUGUCUUACAGAAAGCCACCAAAACCAUCCAAGAAGGUGAUGCCUAUAAGGCUCUGACGUCACAGGUUAGCACUUGCUUGGAGAAGGAGAUUUACCACCAGAUGGCUCAGGAGAUGCGAUGUGGAGGUCCGGUGACAAAUAGGAUGCCGUUGUUCCUGACACACAUUGAGGAUGGCAUGAUGACCUUGCUAGAGAAGCGGCCGGAUCUGAGGGGGAGGCUCCACUCACUUUUUAACCAGACUUUACCUGCCCGAUUGCGUGGUCUGAUGUGGAGGCUGUACCUGUCUGACGGGAAGGCAAAGUUAGAGUAUCUUUCCCAAAUGGCAGCACAUCGAGCCACAUCCUGGAAGGACCGAGAGAUCUCUUUGAGGUGCCAGGCCCUUCUGGAUUCUGAGCCAACUUUCAAGGCCCUGAAAGAUAGCAAAGUUGCAGCCAGACACCUGAGGAAUGUACUCUCAUAUUACCACAAACUCCACGGCACAUCCACCCCUUUGCGUGAGGAAGAUUAUUUCCUACCAGUACCUCUGUUGCAAACCAUCUUGGACACGGCUUCCCCCAGUGUCUUGGAGUCUACGGUCUCUGUUUCAGCCCUUCUGGUUGAAGAAUUUCUGACUUUCAUGAAGCUCCAACCAUGGCUUCCAAAGUGCUGCACCUCCCAGGAUCCCAACAGUGCUAGCAUUCUGGAGGAAGUAGCCUCAUUGCUAGAAGAAAUGGACAGAGAUCUGGCAAGGUUCCUGCAGAGCAUGUACAUACAACCAGAGGAAGACCACAAAGAAGCCCUACUAAGGGGAGUGAGACAUGUGCUCCAACCCGCCCUUGGCACUCUAUUUGUGGGGUAUCUGAGCAUGGACACCGUGCUGUACAUCUGGGACCAGAUCAUCUUGGGCCUUGAGCAGCCCUCUUAUAAUUGUCUCCCAGCAUUUGCUACAGUUUUCAUCAUCCUGCUCCGAGACCAGCUUCUCAAAUGUCAGUCUACGGCUGAAUUGGAACUGACGCUAAAAGCUCAGGGACUGACCUUGUCCAUGCAAGGUUUCCAAGACAUGAUCGGAAAACACUUUUUUGAAGAACUCUACCAACAUUUGCAAAGAGACAGCCACGAAGCCUUCCCGAUCCAUGAUCCCACCCAAGCUUUUCCUCCAUGGAACUAUAGAGGCUCCCAAACAUCAGCACCUCCACGGACAAGGCCAGAAGACAGGAGGAGAAUGAGGGAGGAGCGUGUGUUGCAACAGAGACAACAUGGGGAAAGAAUGAGAGAGGAAGAGAAGCUUCAAACCUUCAGAAAAGAAGAACUAAAGAGGCAACAGGACACACGAUUACUGCAGAAUUUAGAAGCAGCCACAAGGAAAUUUGAAAUGCAGAAAUCCCACCUGGAAGAGCAACUGUCACAGGAGAGGCAGUUUCGUUAUGAAAUACAAACCACAGCACAGAAGCAGAUCAGCAGGUUGCAAGAUGAAGUCAACCGACUUGAAGAGUGGAAGAUGCCUUCUUUGGAGACCUACUCUGUUGGAAGUCUUGUAGCCCCUGCGCCGUCACCACAAUCCCAAGUGCCGUCUCACGCCUCACAACUUCAUUUUUCCUUAGCAGAAACAGCCACAGGGAACUCCACACCAAGAACAAGUGACAGAGAAAAUAAAGCUAGGACUCUCACACUUGAACUGCUGAAGCAAAUGAUGGCGACAGUUAGUGCAAUGUUUCAUGGAUCAAAUGCAGAAGCAAGGGAACAACUGGACGCAGCCACAAGAGAGCAUCUUCAGAACUACCAUCAAGACCAAACAAAUGCAAAAAUUGAGAUAUUUGGUUAUGAAAUCAGUGAAGAAGAAAUAGAGGACAUUCCAGAACCCAGAAGAAAACAUAUGAGAGCGAAAUUGGAGGCCAUAAUCAGAAGAGGAACAGAGGCCCGUUACAAAGCCCAGCUGGUAGCUUGCAAAAGAAAUUACCAGAAUCUGUGACUUGUGUCAGAAAAUUUAAACUGCCAAAGUAGUUUUCACACAGUGAAGCCAAUACCUCCAACAAACGGUAACAUUCAGAGGGAGAGUUGACGCAUCAAGGCUUCUAUCAGCAGGGCUCCCCUCCUGGAACUGUUUCUUGGGAUAGCUUCACUUAUCUGCAUCAGAGGGGUGAGCAAAGCUCCCUCCACUGGCUCAGCUGGGCCCCAUCUCCUGCACUAGCCAUUUCACAUAGCUGUGGCUAUUACACAAGUUAGUACAUACUACUCCCUAUUAGGUCACUGAAUAAAUAAAAUCAGUACCAUGCACACACCUAAGUACUUUGUGAAUCGCAUACCUUGCUUUGCAUCUCUUUUCUUCAGAGGCGAGUGGCCUCACAUACUGGAAUCUUCUUUUGGUCCCAGCCUGGCUGCUUCUUAGGCACCAGACAAAAAUGUUGAUUUUGGUUUUUAUCCUGGAGUUUGACUUGUUUUACCCUUAUAGUGCUCUUUAUUUGGCAUGAGUCCAUUUAGAUUUUAAUCCUUUUGUAUGAUGAUUUUUAAAAAAGCUUUAUCAUUGCGUUUAGUCUCCAAUUGUAAGCCACCUGUAGUUUUUAUCCAGGCAGCAGUUUUCUUAAAAAACACAUCCACAUUACUUACUGCCAAACAAGUACAUUGUCAGAAGUAUGCUGGGUUCUGUAUUUCCUGGUAAAGGUAUUGCCCUCCCCCAUUUAGGGAGAUCAACUAUUAGGAAGUGACACCAACCACCUCUGAUGAAGAGUCUACAGUAAGUAGCCACAGCUGGUUUACACAGCUACUAUGCAAAUUCAUAUUAACAAGCCACAAACGAAGAAUUAAUUUUAAAAAAUUCAAGAGUGAAGAGGAUUGUCAACCUGCUAAGAACUGGUCUGAUUUAGUUUUGACAAAUGAUGGAGGGGGGGGAGUAUUGUGGAGGGAAAAAGCAAUCUUGGUUAGGUUUAAAAAAUAUGAACAAGUGCAACCAAAUGCCUGAGAACCAACAGCCUUGCUUGAGGGACAAAAUCCUCCCUCCAAAUUUGAGGAAGUAGAUUAUAUUUAGUCUUCUAGAACAGCCACAAAAUAUUUAAUGCAAUAGCAAAACUCAAGUGGUAGAGUCCCCUCCCCCCAUUAAAGUAGCAGCUGUAGAGAAAAAUACCUGACAUUUAGAAUUGACAAGUACCAGUGAGGGAACUUCCCUGGGUUUUUGUAAACUUCGUUUUUGGGGGGAACGGGGAGUUCCCCCCACAAACCUGGAUGUUCCAGAUUUGUAGAAAGAUCUCUCUAUACAUUACCUUAAUUUGCAGUUACCUAUCUAUAUUGGCUAUGUCCCAAAUUAGGUGUUCUAAACAGUCAAGAGGGCUUGUUGUCCUUUAAAAGAACAAAGACCCCACUAUGCCAAGUACACCAAUGCCCUCCCCCUUGAUGUUACUUUGCCAGAUUUGACCAGUUAGAAAAAGAUCAAUACCCAUUAUAUCCAAUUGCUGAGCCGAGGCUUUUGAAUUUCCAAUUUGAGAUCUUCUCUGUAACUAAUUUUAAUAACCAUUAGCCUGCCAUGCAGGUAUCAAAACAUUUAUUAUAACUAUUUAAAAGCUUUAGUAUUUUACUGUGUAGAAUCAUCUAAACUAGAUUUUUUAGCACAGAAACUCUUAACUAGGAGCCAUGCAGCUUUCCCAGAGAAGGUAGCCACUUUUCCUCACUUGCAACAGCUUUUGGCAGCCAGCAGCAUUGUUUUACACUGUUCAUGCAACCCCAGGGUUAAAGCCCUGCAUCCCAGACCCCUCCCAACAUGCAGCAAUUAAGAACUAAAAAAUGGGAAACCCGUUCUGAAGCAAAUUCAAAUUACUCCAAAAAUGUAUUGUGAGCUUACAGAAAAAAUGGGGGGUUCCACUAAAAACAAAGACACAGUUGGAUGUCCUGUAGAUAGUGCCACUUACGAUCAAAACAGGCACAUUUCACAACCCAUUUCUUUGCCCUUGUCUGCGUGUAACCUAAACAAAGUUGGCAGGCCUGAAGUGCUGUUCAUGUGUCCCAAUUACUUAUUUAUGGCUUGAGGGUAAUUCAGUUAUAACAGCUAGGGGUGCUAGUGGAACACCUGUGUGUUAGAAUAUAGCAUCAUGCAAUUUCAACUUACAACCCAAAUCCUGCUUGGGAGAACUU
Molecule: messenger RNA, 4274 nt
Organism: Eublepharis macularius
Lineage: Eukaryota; Metazoa; Chordata; Lepidosauria; Squamata; Eublepharidae
Exons: 19
Coding region: 4-2124 (706 amino acids)
Source: RefSeq, a predicted model, not a curated record